AGUUGUCCAUGAAGUAAAAAAAGGAUUUCGUUAUUUCGUCAUGGAAAAGUGAAAGGGUAUUGGGGUACGGUACGAAACGAAAACGUCAAACAAAACGAAAACAUACUUAAACAAAAUGGCUGAAGGAAGGAAAGACAGUUCCAGUGGACACCACAGAUAUUAUACCAGAAGAUCAAGAAAGCCUAAAGAACCAGCAAUAGUUUUGCUAUCCGAUUCUUCUUCCAGCGAAUCAAAUGAUGAAGAAGUUCCAAACGUCAGCUGUGACCAGCCAUCUCUCAAGUCAGGUGUGUUGCCGAAAAACAGUGUUGAUAACCCCGAGCUGACACCAGAAUGCCCAGUUUGUCUCCAGCCAUGUAUCCACCCAGCAAGGCUUCCAUGCGGACACAUUUUCUGUUUCCUCUGCCUAAAGGGCAUUGCUCAACAAAGUCGUAGAUGUGCCAUGUGUCGCCAAGAAAUCUCUCCUGACUAUCUCGAUAGGCCGGAUCUACUUCAAAUACCCGAAAAUCCAAUAGCAAAAGAGGCAGAAUCAGAAGACGCAUACCAAUGGUUUUACGAAGGGCGAAAUGGUUGGUGGCAGUUUGAAGAAAGAAUCUCAAAAGAUUUGGAAGAAGUACAUCAGCUUGGCUUAAGCACGUUUGAAACACUUAUCUGCGGAACUCUUUACACCAUUGAUCUUAAAGCUAUGGUCCAGUGCAGUAAGCAUAAUCCUAUGCGCAAACGCAGGAUAAAACGUGAUUUAGUUUCCAACGUUGUCCUUAAGGGGGUUGCUGGAAUAAGAUAGUUGUAUUUUAAUCUGUCUCAGGUGUUAAUUUUUUAUUACAGUAUUUCAUCCAUCUUGUUCCAUUUUAUUUUCUUUGUAUGCCUAUACAAUGUAUUUUUUGUUAACACUGUGGUCAUUCUAGUAUUAGGUUUGUAAAGUUUUGUACUUGAUAGCCAAAAAGUCAAUGUUGAUUUUUACUAGUGUUAAUUUUCUGUUUAUUUAGAAUUUAUAUCUUGUAUUAAAAUAACUUUAAUGUUG
Messenger RNA from Macrosteles quadrilineatus (aster leafhopper), 1018 nucleotides. RefSeq names its product E3 ubiquitin-protein ligase RNF146-A-like. Lineage: Eukaryota; Metazoa; Arthropoda; Insecta; Hemiptera; Cicadellidae. The transcript has 3 exons. Gene Ontology annotation, biological process: Wnt signaling pathway; ubiquitin-dependent protein catabolic process. Gene Ontology annotation, molecular function: zinc ion binding; ubiquitin protein ligase activity; poly-ADP-D-ribose binding. Gene Ontology annotation, cellular component: nucleus; cytoplasm. The record is from RefSeq and is a predicted model, not a curated record. Bases 116 to 781 code for a protein of 221 amino acids.